UCCAAUGUGUCUCGCGGUUGCUCGGCGGGCGCGCGAGCACGCGAUUCUCGGGGGCGGUGCGGGGAGGCGCGGGGCGGAGCCUAGUGCGAGUGGGCACUGCUAGUCUCAGCCGAGCGUCGCUGUUAUCGCGGGGCCGAGGUCGUCUCAGCAGCCAUGGCAAAAGGCAGAGUCGCCGAAAAAUCGCAGACGGGGACACUUCAUACGACCGCAGCGGGGGACCGAACUGCGGGGAUGCGGGGUCUCACGGCGCCGGGCAAUGGAAACAACCUAAAGGAAAGAGCCUGUCUAGAAGCUGGGUCAGCAAGAAUGUCACUUCUUAUACUGGUGUCCAUUUUCUUAUCUGCAGCUUUUGUUAUGUUUUUGGUAUAUAAAAAUUUUCCUCAGCUUAGCGAAGAAGAAAGAGUGAUUAUGAAGGUUCCCAGAGAUAUGGAUGAUGCCAAGGCUCUUGGAAAAGUUUUAUCCAAAUAUAAGGACACCUUUUAUGUACAAGUACUUGUAGCUUAUUUUGCUACAUAUAUUUUCUUACAAACAUUUGCUAUUCCAGGCUCUAUAUUUCUCAGUAUACUCUCGGGGUUUCUUUAUCCCUUUCCACUAGCCUUAUUUCUUGUUUGUUUGUGUUCUGGACUCGGUGCCUCAUUCUGUUAUAUGCUGUCCUAUUUAGUUGGGAGGCCAGUUGUAUACAAAUACCUAACAGAGAAAGUGGUAAAAUGGUCACAGCAGGUUGAACGUCAUAGAGAACAUCUCAUUAACUACAUUAUAUUUUUGAGAAUAACACCAUUUCUGCCUAAUUGGUUUAUUAAUAUUACAUCUCCUGUAAUAAAUGUGCCAUUGAAAGUUUUUUUUAUUGGCACUUUCCUGGGUGUGGCACCUCCCUCUUUUGUAGCAAUCAAGGCAGGAACAACACUGUACCAGCUUACAACGGCUGGGGAAGCUGUUUCCUGGAACUCAGUAUUUGUUCUAAUGUUUUUGGCUCUUCUUUCUAUCCUGCCAGCCAUCUUCCAAAAAAAACUAAAGCAGAAAUUCGAGUGAAAAAUCAUCUGACUUUUAGUUUUCCUAUUAUCAUCAUCAUCAUCAUCUCAGGAUUGGCAGGUGUAUAUGUUAAAAUCACCUCUUUAGUAAUUAAAACAAGGAAUUUGUAAAAUAAAAUUUCCUAUGAUACAGUUAAAAUAUUAUGCAUUUAAAUGGCAAGGAAGAGAAGAAAGUAAGAAUGAAAACUGAUAUACUAUGAAAAGUGCUGUCAGUAGUUAUGAUAGCCAUCUUCUAAAUUACUGUUCCACAGGUAGCUAUAAAUAAUUAGUAAUAGCGUGGUAGGAAAUUCUUGACCUAACUGAUUCAUUCAAUUUAAUAUAUUCAUGAACUGGUUAUAGAGACUUACUCAAUAUUUUAAUAUUUUUUUCUUAUCUCUUACUAAUAACUAAAAUAGAUAUACUAAAGCAAAGAUGUUAGAUUUUUAAAAAUAGUAUUGUAGUUCUGGCUAAUCUUAGCCUUCUUUGAGAGUAUAAACUUCAAACUAAAGCUCAAAAGAGAUUUAUAUCUUCCUCUUUUUACCUUUGAGGUAAUAGAUGUGUUUAGAAGUUGCAUUUUAGUGGACUACUGAAUUUGGAAAGGAUAUCAAGUUAUAUCUAUUUAGUGAAUUUCGUUUUUUUCUGUUCUAGAUUAUAUCAUGGAUUAGUCUGAAAUUUAAAAUUCUGACCAGUCUAUUUUCAUCUUUUUUUCCUAGCUUUCAAAAUAUUUCCACUGUGCAUAUACAAAAUGGCAAUUACAUGAUAAUUGUAUUAUAUUGGUGUUGAUAGUUUAUAUUCAGAUAAUAUUUUAUUACACAGUUUCCCUUUACUGUAUCAAAAGGGAUCAGUAAACAUUCAAAGUAUGCAGUUUUUAGAUGUUAAUGAUAUUACUUUAUAUUUUGAAACAAACAGUGACAGUGUAACACUUAAGUAGUUAAAUAUAGUUUAUUUGUUCUAAUGACUGUAAAAUUUACCUCAUUUAUAUAUUAGUCUGGUCAUUAAAGUAUGUAUUAUGUAAUUAUCUUUUGCAUGAUACUCUUAUAAGAAUGCCUUGUUUGGAGCUGCUUUUGAUUAAUGCAGUUUCCCAAUUUAGUGUUUUUACUUUUUAUAACUCAAUGUAUAAUUAACUUCUCACAUGGUAACUACUAUAUUUAAAUAGUCCUGGGAAAAUGAAACAGCUUUUUGCUGCUUGUUUAUUGGUAAUACACUUGAUUCUAGGACAUCAUUGGUCUGAAGUCAAGUACUCUGUCAGUUUUACCUUCACUCAAGACUGUCAUAUUUACGAAAGUACUUUAGUUGUGGGAAAAAUCCGUAUAUGUUUUUAUUGUGAAAGGGACGAUCAUCCUCAAAGCCUGUUUCUGCUACAUAAUAUGGACUGAUUUAUUAUUUUUUCUAUUACAGUAUUAACAAAUGGAUUUACUGUAAAUACAAAGAAAAUAUAUUGAUUAAUAUACUAAGCUUAUGUCACCUGGCCUUUAGUGUGAAAUUAUUUAUUGUUAUUUCUAGCAAGGUUUCCUUCCUUUCUUAUUGACCAGAGACCGAGUAAUAAAGUUUUUUGUUAUUUUUACAAAUAAACUUAAAAUCUUUUUGGACAAAGUUCACUAAAUACUGUUGUAUAAAAUGUAAUUGAAUAAAUUUUUAUCAGAGUUUUCAAAAUAAAAGUAAGAGCUUGAACUCAG
This is a messenger RNA of Pteropus alecto (black flying fox), 2683 nucleotides long. It is a transcript of the gene TMEM41B, whose product is annotated as transmembrane protein 41B. Lineage: Eukaryota; Metazoa; Chordata; Mammalia; Chiroptera; Pteropodidae. Gene Ontology annotation, cellular component: endoplasmic reticulum membrane. Bases 154 to 1029 code for a protein of 291 amino acids. The record is from RefSeq and is a predicted model, not a curated record. The transcript is spliced from 8 exons.